AUGGAAUUACUGGCGUCCACCAUCCAGAUGCCCUCAGCCUCAGACGCAAUGAUGAACACAGACAGCUCGACAUCACCUAUAUCAUCACAGCCGUCACCGAUUCAGUCGCCCCUCCAGACACCAUUAGUAGCAGCCACAUCAGACGGAUUUGAACGACCCUCCCUAUCCUAUAAAGAUCUUAUCAUAGAAGCGAUAGAUAGGAGUCCGGAAAAACGGUUAAAAUUGAAUGAAAUCUAUCAGGUAAUCCGAUUGCUGCACCCUUACUACAGACACCGGCCCGACCAAUGGGGAUGGCAAAACUCAAUACGACACAAUUUGAGCCUUCACGAUUGCUUUGUCAAAUUGCCACUCAAACAAACGUCUGCAAGCGGAGUUGUCGGACAUUUCUGGACAGUUGUACCUGAGCUUAGCGACAAACAAACACUCCGAAGGAGGAAUCGUCAAGCACCAAAACCAGUCGCCAAGAGAAUCGAUACUACACGAACACUAUCCAGAGAUGAUGGUAGCUCGGGAAGCGGAGAUUCCUCUCCAAGCCCAUCAAACCCAUCCCCACCAAAUGAGAAUCCACAGAAUCCAUUGUUGCCAGGACUCAACGUUUUGGAACUUUUGAGCAAUAUGGAUUACAAGGCUGGACUUCUUCAAAACAGCUACCGCAACAACUUGGUCCAAGACAACCAUGUUAACAUCCAGAGCCUUCUUGCCAACACUUUGAUGCAAAUCAACCCACAGCUUGGAGCUCUCCUCUCUUUGGCCAAUCUCAACAACUUGAACCAAAACCAGGUCCCAAUUGGAAGCCCAUCCCUCUCCCCAAUCAAGACUGAGAAUCAGUCUUUUCUUCUUCAGUAG
Caenorhabditis briggsae is the source of this 846-nucleotide messenger RNA. It is a transcript of the gene Cbr-fkh-9, whose product is annotated as Protein CBR-FKH-9. Gene Ontology annotation, biological process: regulation of transcription by RNA polymerase II; anatomical structure morphogenesis; cell differentiation. The record is from RefSeq and is a predicted model, not a curated record. Gene Ontology annotation, molecular function: DNA-binding transcription factor activity, RNA polymerase II-specific; RNA polymerase II cis-regulatory region sequence-specific DNA binding. The transcript has 4 exons. Lineage: Eukaryota; Metazoa; Nematoda; Chromadorea; Rhabditida; Rhabditidae. The coding region runs from base 1 to 846 and encodes 281 amino acids.